AUGGGUUGUGGUUCUUCAAAUUCUUCUCAAUUAGCGGCAGAACCAGAAUAAAAAUAGAGAAGUGCUUCAGUUAAAUCUACUACAACAUCAGAAAUAGAAGAUCUCAUCGGCAAAAAAAUUCCAAAAGUAUUAGAAUGAAUAUAUCUAAUCAAUAGUUAUUGGUCUAACCUGAAUCAAAGCAUAAGUAAACAAUAGACAAUGAAGAAUAAUUAAAAAUGUAUUAAAUGUUAUUAUUUAGUGAUUCUUAACUAGGUCCAGCUUAGCCACCUCCAGAAGAUGUUGUCAGAGCUUAAAAAAAAUAACAAAAAAAAUAUAGAGGUGGAGAUGAUGUAAAUCAUUAAAUACAUGAAAAUGUUACAAGAAUUGAUAGAGAAAUGCAAUGUAUUAUACAUAAAUAUUGUAGAAUCUGAUAUUGAUUUGAUAAGAAAAAGCUUUAAAGGUCAUUUCGUAUUUUUUAGUCUGCCAGAAGAUUAAAUAGCUUAAUUAAUAGAACAUAUGUUUUAUUGCACUUUAAAAGCUAAUUAAUUUAUUUUUAAAUAAGGAGAUCAAGUAUUGCAUUGAUCUCUAAAAAAUAGGCAAGUUCCUAUUUUGUGAUUGAAAGAGGAUCUGUAGAAAUUAUAAUAAACGAUAAACAAAUUCGAACAUUAACAGAAGGCAGUUAUUUCGGUGAAAUUGCACUUCUUUACAAUGCCACUCGAUCUGCUUCUAUUAGAACUUUGACAGAUUGUGGAUUUUGGUCAUUAGAUCGUAGUACAUUUAAAAAAACAAUUGAAGAGUUAAUGUUAAAAGAAUAUGAUGAAAAUAGAAAAUUUAUAGAUGAAGUAUUAACAAUUAUUAAUAAUAGGUUCCAUUUUUUUCAUUUAUGACAUCAGAUUAAAAAGAUUCAAUUGCACAUGCUUUAAUAACAACUAAAUUUGUUCCAGGUUAAGCAAUAGUUAAUGAAGGAGAUUAGGCAGAUUCAUUUUAUGUGAUAAAGAGUGGUGAAGUUUCAGUAUUAAAAGGAACCAAAGAGAUAAGAAAGAUGGGUGCUAAGGAUAGUUUUGGGUAUAUAAUGAAGAUUUAUAAUUAGAGAAUAAGCUUUAUAUGAAAAAUCUAAAAGAGGAGCAACUUGUGUUGCUGAGACAGAAGUUAAAUGUGUUGCAUUGGGUAGAGAAAAUCUAACAAAAAUAUUAGGAGAUAAAGUUUAAAUAAUCAUUUUUAGUAAUAUUAUGAGAUGGAGUUUUGAGAAAAGUGAAGUUUUAAAAUAAUUAUCAAAAAUUUAAUUAGAAAAAAUAGCUUAGAGAGCUAAAAUAGAUAAUUAUAAAAAAGGUUAGGUUAUUUUAGAAGCUGGCAAGGCUUGUGAUAAAUUAAUUGUUGUUUUAGAAGGAGUAAUGACUAAUGCUAAAUAAGAUUCAGUACCUAAAGGAUUAUGUUUUGGAGAUUAAUUUUUAAUGAAAGAAAAAUAUGGAUAAAUAAUUGAAUCUCAAUAUGAAAUGGUUAGAGAUGGAGUAUUAGCUACUAUUUCAUAUCAAUCUCUCUUUAAAAUAUUUGGAGGAGAUUUAGAAACUGCAUUAAAGAAAAAUGAAAAUUCACAUGAAAAGAAAAUUAAAUAAUUAGGAGAAAGGGCAGAUGCAUCUCAUAUUUCAGUUGAAGAUUUAAUAUAUAUUAAAAAAUUAGGAGAAGGAUAAUUUGGUAUGGUCUAUUUGGUUAAGCAUAAAUCAAUUAAUAAAGUUUUUGCUCUUAAAUCUGUUAGCAAAGCUUCAAUAAUUGAAUAAAAUUUAGAAAAACAUAUAUUAUAAGAAAAAACUGUUUUGGAACAAUGUAAUUUUCCUUUUAUUAUGGGUUUCAUAAGAACAUUCAAGGAUGACAUUUCUAUCUACUUUUUAGUAGAGUAUAUCAGAGGAAUGGAAUUGUUUGAUGUAACAUUUAGAUCUAUUAUCUAAGGUAAUUAGAGACAUGGGUUUAUUAACAAAAUAUGAUACUUAAUUCUAUGUUGCUACUAUGAUAUUAGCAUUAGAAUAUCUACAUUCAAAAUCAAUAGUAUAUAGAGAUUUAAAACCAGAAAAUAUUAUGGUAAAUGAUGCAGGUUACAUGUAUUUAAUUGAUUUGGGAACUGCAAAACCAUUAAUUAAAUCAAGAGCUUACAGAACUUACACUAUUAUUGGAACUCCUCAUUAUAUGGCACCUGAGAUUAUACUAGGAAAGGGAUAUUCAUUUAAUGUAGAUUUAUGGAGCAUGGGUAUUUGUAUGUAUGAAUUUAUGUGUGGAGGAGUUCCUUAUGCAGAAGAAUAAGAUGUAUUUAUUAAUUAUAGCUUAGGAUCCUUAUGAAAUUUAUGAAGAAAUAAUGAAUACAUAAUUAAAAUUCCCUACUUUCAUUAGAGAUAGAUAAGCUAAAAAGUUUAUGGAAUAAUUACUUAGUAAAUAACCAGAAACAAGAUUAGGAUCAUCAUUUUCUGCUUUAAAAGCUAAUCCAUGGUUUGAUGAUUUUGAUUUUGAUAAAUUGUUCAGCAGAGAAUUAUAAAAAGUUCCUGUAUUUAAAUCUAUAUUAAUUAUUAUUUUAGUAUGUUCCUCCUAAAGAUAGAAUGAUCUCAGAACAUGAUAUUGAGAAGAAAUUCUAAUAGGGUAAACCAGUUGUUCAAGAAAUCAAAUAAGAACAAUCGAUGCAAAAACAAAAAUAUAAAAAGGAAUUAGCCAAAGAUCCUAAUUGGGACAAAGAUUUCUGA
Molecule: messenger RNA, 2702 nt
Organism: Paramecium primaurelia
Lineage: Eukaryota; Ciliophora; Oligohymenophorea; Peniculida; Parameciidae
Source: the annotation of a GenBank genome assembly